Alosa alosa (allis shad) is the source of this 2789-nucleotide messenger RNA. It is a transcript of the gene fam171a2a, whose product is annotated as family with sequence similarity 171 member A2a. The transcript has 9 exons. NCBI's taxonomy places the organism in Eukaryota, Metazoa, Chordata, Actinopteri, Clupeiformes, Clupeidae. The record is from RefSeq and is a predicted model, not a curated record. Bases 94 to 2778 code for a protein of 894 amino acids.
GCGCCCCCUCCCACAUCGGACAAUGGAACUCUGAGCAGGGAAGACCGCGGGUUAGGGAGUGGGCAUCUCGGCAGCAACACUUGAGAUCGGUCAAUGCCAUCCGCAAAAGAAACAUGGAUGAAUGACCAGCUACGGGGAACUAGUGAUGUUGCUGUAAGAAUGCCACCCCAGUACACUUCUCGCUUCUUCUCACUUUUUCUGGUCUUCUGCAACGUUUUGGGGACACUAGCGAAAUCCCUACCGGACCAGACAGCAGUUGAGGUGUCAGUCAAAGUUCAGGUCUUCGAUAACAGUGACCUAUCUCCCUUGGUGGACGCUGAUGUGCAAGUGUACGGAAACCAGUCGGUGCUGGCGUCCAGCAAGGCGGGCAAAGAUGGGAUGGUCACCGUCAGAUUCCUCUACCGCCCUGGCACCUGGGUCAUCGUGACGGCCUCGAAGCGCGGCUUCAUCACCAACUCAGCCCCUUGGCAUGCUAGUCGAAUACCCUUGUAUGCUUCAGUCAGCCUGUACCUUCUGCCUCAGAAGCCCGCCACACUCAUCCUGUAUGAUGACAUGGUUCAGCUGUUGCUCGGAUCCCCAGGGGCAAAGAAUCAGCCGUGGGUGCAACUCCAACGGAGAGCGAUCCGUGCCGGACUCAACACGUCCGAUCUGGCCCUCUCUGCUGUGUUGACCGCCGCCAGGAGCCAGUAUGAGAUCGGGGGCUUCCCCUAUCCUCUUGGCCUGGAGAACAAUGGCACAGGGCCCAACAGUAGCUGGGUGGAGCUGACGGCAGUGGCGGCGGUGUGUGCCCUCCUCUCGGCCCAGAACGGCAGCACCAUCCCCGUCUCUGAACCCAUCCACUUCUCCAUCCCCCUGCCCUCUGACUCGCCCCUCAAGAUGGCCACCAGCGUGCCUGUCUGGCGCUUCGACGAGCGCACAGCCCUCUGGGUGCGGAGUGGAGCAGGCUACAUUAGGAAAGAUGGCUCCCACAUGAUCUGGAGCUUUGUGGCUCCUCAGCUGGGAUAUUGGCUGGCAGCAUUCCCAUCCUCUACAGGCACCGCUCUGAACCCCUCUGGCCUGCGUGACAUCACCACCUACCACACCAUCUUCCUGCUGGCUAUCCUGGGCUCCAUGGCCCUCCUGGUCCUCAUCCUCCUGUGUGUUCUCCUCUACUACUGCAGGAGGAGGUGCCUAAAGCCGCGUGCUCCGCACCGCAAACGGCACCUGUCGUCGGCUCUGGACAGCUCCAAGCGGGACCAGUGCACCUCCACCUCCCAGCUGCACCUCAUCAGCAGCGGUCACCUGGAGACCGCCUCCUGCAUGGGCGACGGCGACGCCGUCAAGUCCGACAUCUCGUCCACGCGUGACCUGCACAGCUCACGCGAAGAGUUCUUCCGAAACGCUCCGACGUCUGCCUCCGCCGCACAAAAGCUGCGCCACUCGAAGGUGAACUCGGACACGCUCACGCGCCGUGGUGGAGGAGGAGGUGAUAGGGAGAGCUUCCAGUUGAAGGUGAGCUCCUCCACUAACACCACCAGUAACCUGGACCCACUUUUGCUUCGCGACGACUGUAGUGGCCGCUACAGUUCAGGGGAUGAUGGCAGCCACCACCACCACCACCACAACGCCAAGGACAACCAGGGCUACACCUCUGACCCCCCCUCGCCUCCCCCUCUCCUGCCCCCCUUUGCGGGACACUACCAGGAGGGCAAGCCCCCAGAAUACUCGGCCUCGCAGCCCCCGGUGGGCAACACCCAGGGCCAGCUGGUGUUCUGCCACUCCAUGGAGCAGAUGACCGAGAGCAUGUACCGGAGCGUGGUGCCCACGCUGGUCAUCCCGGCCCACUACGUGCAGCUGUCCUCCGACCUGUCGGCCAUUGAGCAGGCCAUGGAGCGCCAGCAGCAGCUGCAGCAUGACAUGGAGGGCAUCCAGGUCAGCAUGACCCUCCCGCGGCCAGGACAGGGUCAGAAGCAACAGCAGCAGCAGGACAACCAGAGCCAGCAGUCGCAGCCGAGGAGAGAGGAGGACGGUACUGGGGAGCAGGCACCGGGCGAGAGUCAUGAUGACGGCCGGAAGGACUGGGCGCCGGACCCCUCCUCGGGUCCUGUCCGCAUCCCGGUGCUGUUCAACGACUCCACCAUGGCGCAGAUGAACGGCGAGCUGCAGUCGCUGACCGAGAAGAAGUUGCUGGAGCUGGGGGUCAAGCCGCACCCGCGCGCCUGGUUCGUCUCGCUGGACGGCCGCGCCAACUCGCUCGUGCGCCACUCGUACAUCGAGCUGGGCGGCGAGGCCCCAGCGGGGCGCCUGCCCAUCAUCACCACCACGGGGAUGGAGCCCGAGCCAACCCGCCGGCCCAACUCGCGCUCCGGCAUUCCACAGCUGAAACACGGGGUGGGCGAGCGGGACGCGCGGAAGGCCAAGGACGCCGUCCCGGAGCAGCGCAAGCUACACGGCAAGUCUUACUCAAAGCUCCCGGUGAUCGAGCUGCCCGAGCCACCGGACGGCAGCGAUGGCAGUGAGAGCCACCAGGGGGCGAUCUACUCUCCUGAGGACGGCUCCACGGCACCACUGCUGAACGAGGACGUGCCACCACUCACCCGGGGGGACACCUUCCCGCGCCGCAACCGCAGCCGCGACAACAGUGCCCGGAGCAGCACCAGCACCGAUGUCCGCAGGGACUCGGCGACCAGCCCCGAUGAUGAUGGAGAGCAUUACGCUGAUGACAAAGACGACGAUGGAGAGAACAAGAAGAGCCCUUGGCAGAAGCGCGAGGAGAGGCCACUCAUGGUGUUCAAAUAGGAGGGAAGGAU